This is a messenger RNA of Mucor mucedo, 660 nucleotides long. RefSeq lists its product as uncharacterized. The record is from RefSeq and is a predicted model, not a curated record. The transcript has a single exon. The coding region runs from base 21 to 425 and encodes 134 amino acids. Lineage: Eukaryota; Fungi; Mucoromycota; Mucoromycetes; Mucorales; Mucoraceae.
CAUUAUAUUCAAUAACACAAAUGUUCAACAAAACCUAUCUUAUCGCUUUAUUCUUCUUUGCUUUCAUGGCAUCUUUAGCAAGCGCUAUUGUGAUCAACCCUAAAAUCACUACACCCAACUCUGGCACCAAAUGGAGAGCCGGCCAAACCGUUACCGUCAAAUGGGACACCACUUAUUUCGACGGCACUAAGAAUGUUCCUAUUCCCGAAGGAUCUUUAGGCACUAUCAAGUUGGGUUAUUUUGAAAAUGGUGAUGAAUACAAUGAGCACCUCAACUGGGAUUUAGCCUCCGGAUUCAGCUUGGCUGCCGGUUCUCGAACCGUUACUUUACCUGGUGAUCUCGUAACUAAGACCAGUUAUAUCAUCGUUUUGAUGGGUAACUCUGGUAACGCCUCUGCUAAAUUCGUCAUCCGUGCCGCUGUCUAAGCAAAAACAUGACACGCAUUCAUCAUUCCUAUUUUGUAUAUCACACAGAAAAAACUACAUGCAUUUCGCAUAUGUACUCUUUUGUCCUGUAUUAUAUCCCUUGCCACUCGUUAUUUACAUAGUCCACUUUUUUUUUCUCCACUUUUUCUCCACACCCCCAGUAUAGUUUCCCCCCCCCCUUUUUUUGUAUAUUCUUAUCCCAUAAAAAAUAAAAAAAUAAAUUUCACAGUUUAAA